AUCAGUGACUGACCAAUCACAGAUCAGUUAAUGGCGCAGAUAACACUGUGCUGUAAACAGAAUAAAUGCCGAGCUGCUGCAGAUCCUUAUAGAUAUAAAAAACAAGCUGUCAGACAGUAUGGCCAAGGAAAAUACUGGAGGACUUUGGGAUUCAUUGAAGAAAGCCGCUUUUGUCAUUGGAUCUGGACUUUUCUUCCUGGUCGCAUUUAGGAACUCAGUAACAUGGCAUUUGCAGAAGUUUUGGGGAGCAUCUGGAGAUUUCUGGCAGACACAGUGGACUAAACUUCACUUGGCCUUUGGAGAAAAUGAGGCUGCCUUGUUUUUUAGUGGAACCAUGUUGGUACCCACUCUUUCUUUUUGGUUGUUUAAUGCCCUCCUGAUGGUGGUUGACACAACUGGGAAACCAAACUUCAUCACUCGCUAUAGAAUCCAGGCGGACAAAAACAAUCCGGUGGAUUCGACUCGGUUGCGUAAUGCAGUGAAAAAGGUGCUUUUCAACCAGGUCUUUCUGUCAGGACCGCUGGUGGUGCUGACCUACAUGGUGAUGAACUGGCGUGGCAAGCCGUGUGCUCCUGAGCUGCCCACUUUUCACUGGGUCCUGUUGGAGCUGGCGUUCUGUGGCCUUAUGGAGGAGAUACUGUUUUACUACACUCACAGGCUUGUUCACCACCCAUCGCUCUAUAAGAGCAUCCAUAAGAUCCAUCACGAGUGGACGGCUCCUGUUGGAGUCGUGGCACUCUAUGCACACCCAGUGGAGCAUGUGCUGUCUAAUAUGCUGCCGGCUCUGAUUGGUCCAGUGCUGCUGGGCUCACAUCUGGCCACCACCAGCCUUUGGUUCACCAUCGCUUUACUGGUAACAACAGUGUCACACUGUGGUUACCACCUGCCCCUGCUGCCUUCGCCAGAGUUCCACGACUUCCACCACCUCAAGUUCAACCAGUGCUAUGGAGUGCUGGGUGUGUUGGACAGACUCCAUGGGACAGAUGACAAGUUUCGUAAUUCAAAGGCAUACGAGCGACACAGUGUAUUACUGAGUCUGACCCCUUUGACCGAGAGCAUACCCAGUGAUACAAAGAAAUCGCAAGACUGACCUUGGAUAUUUAAUGUCUUUGUUUUUUCACCUUUGGAGCUGUGCUGAUAUGGUCUCCAAGGCUUUAUAAAUUGAUCAAGAUGUUUGCCAACAUCAGCAAGUAUAAUGGAUCUGAAUUCACAAUCAGUUACUGUACUAUGGGCCCACAUUCCUGCUUUUAUCAAUCUUUAUUGCUGUAUUAAGGUUCAAAUUUUGUCUUUUAACAUAAAGAUUUUUAAUAUUGUCAAGAUCAAGCACAUUCAGUUCAUUCAAAUCAGCUCUGUUGAUUUUGCACUGUCAUUGUAUGAGUUCAGGGUUCACGUUCUGUUUUAUGCACUCAAAUGACCUGUUGUCAUGAAGAGAUAUCCUCACAAAGCGUUCUUUUCGCAAGAUAUUCUUGUAAAAGUCGUGAAGUGUGGAAUGGUGUGUUUUACUGUUAAUUCUCAGUGUCAUAACUUUUUGGGGGGGGCCGGAUGAUUGAUGCUAUAUGUUAGUAAUUGAAAUGUACUAACAGAAAUAACAUUUCCAUUGUCUAAUAGUUGUACACAUAACUGACUAAAUACUAUCUAAUAUAAAUAUUAUAACUUGUAAAAAUGUAUACGUUUGUAAAAUAUUAAAAUUGCUACACCACAAUUUUUUUUAUUAUUUGGCCUUGAUUAUCUGGACUUGUUUUCAGUAAUGACUUAUAAUAUGCAUUAGUUUCUGAUAAUGUUUUGACCUUUUAACAUGUGUUGCUGUAAUAAACAAUAAUAAAUUACCAACACUCUACAUUGUGCCCCUAAGUAAAGAAAAAAAAACCUGAACUUUG
Molecule: messenger RNA, 1877 nt
Organism: Triplophysa dalaica
Lineage: Eukaryota; Metazoa; Chordata; Actinopteri; Cypriniformes; Nemacheilidae
Gene: faxdc2
Product: fatty acid hydroxylase domain containing 2
Exons: 8
Coding region: 119-1090 (323 amino acids)
Biological process (GO): sterol biosynthetic process
Molecular function (GO): C-4 methylsterol oxidase activity; iron ion binding
Source: RefSeq, a predicted model, not a curated record